Molecule: messenger RNA, 3208 nt
Organism: Bactrocera dorsalis (oriental fruit fly)
Lineage: Eukaryota; Metazoa; Arthropoda; Insecta; Diptera; Tephritidae
Exons: 6
Coding region: 126-3155 (1009 amino acids)
Molecular function (GO): protein binding
Source: RefSeq, a predicted model, not a curated record
GAGUGCGAAAGAGUGGACAGAAAAUCACGGCAAUCGAGGCGUCACGGUCUUUAUACUUACAUAUAUAGAUAUAAAUGAGCUUGCGUGUGUAUAUGUAAAUAUAACAUUGAUUUGAUUAUGAAAAAAUGUUUAAAUCGAAAUCCUUUCGUAUUAAUCAUGAAAUAGACAAAAAGCCGAAAGUACAUGACCUUUGCUAUGAGUCCAAACGAAUACGCUGGAUGAAAUUUUUGAUUGUACCACUAAUCAUCGCUUUCUCAUUGCUUUUGGUGCUGAGCAAUGUGAAUUUCUCGGGCGUGUCAUAUGAGCACACUGUGACACCUUCCAGUGGAAGCCAUACAAAAGUAACACAAACGCCAACGAAGGAAGUAGUAACCGUAGCUAACAUCGACCAAGGCAUAACGACGGAGGAAGCUGGACUUGUUACUAUAAAAAGUUACGAUGAAGAGGAGAAAAGGGGUGGUGCAGUGGAAGUAGCAGUGCAGUACUUGAAAGAGUCUCAGGCAGUACAGGCAGCCCCGGGUUUUCGCUGCACAGACAACAACACGUGUAAGACAGUAAUUUGUGAGGGUGGACCCAUAUUGGAUCUCCAAUAUGAAUUCGAUUACAUUUUGAAGUGGUGCGAAAAUAAACCGUUUGAUGUCAUCAUAGAGAAUUGCACAUUCAACCAAAGUACUAUUAGCAGAUCCACAUUCUCAGGAAAGUUCAAGAUGUCCACUUUAACAAUACGAAAUUGCACACUCGAUACGAUCGUCGACAAUGCUUUUAACUACCAAACGCUGAAUAUGUUGACGAAUUUAACAUUUCUUGGUACGCAAUUGAAAGCCUUGAACGCGCAAACGUUUCUUGGUUUGGAAACUGUGAAAAAUUUCCAACUGUUCAAUGUGCUCAGUCAGGAAACUCUGCCUUUGAACGCUAGUAAUUUCUUGCAACCAAUGGCUACGAAUCUCAGCAAUUUAGUGUUGCAACAAACAGAGGAAUCAUGCUGUUCCAACGCCAUCUAUGAUUCCACUGAGUGGUUGGGUGAUAACAGCGCCACCGUCUACAGUAAAUUAUUGUAUGUCGACUUGAGCGGCACGAAUUUUAACGACACACUUAACGGUGAUACAUUCUCAAAACUAUCAGCAGUGCAGGAACUUCGGCUGGCCAAUUGUAGUUUGAGCACUAUCGCCGAAAACGUUUUCACUGGUAUUAUGUCGACACUAAAAUCGCUCGAUUUGCGAUAUAAUCGUUUACAGACGCUGGACGGUGAACUCCUAGCCGCUGCUAUUCCUAAAGGAAUUAACAUGGAAUUGGGGUGGAAUAUGUGGAGAUGCGAUUGUGACAAUAUGGAAACCAUAGAGUACAUGAAGCAAGUAAAAAAUAAUUCCGCGACCGAUACGGUAUGUGCAACACCAACAGAUUUAGCAGGCACACCGGUUAGUUCGUCGCAAAUAAGCUGCUACAUCACGACCAUACCUACAACAAUUUUAACAACGAUAACAACCACAGCAGCCACUACAACCACAACACCAACAAUCACAACUAUUACGGAUGAAACCACAUUAGCAACGAAAGAGACUAGUGCAAACUCUAUACCAACAUCUUCUACAAUUGCAAUCGACAACUCAACCUUAAUGACGUCAGCUAUAACGGAAGGAACAGAUGUAAGCAGCUCUGAUACAACUUUAGUGUCAACAAUAGUUACAACGAUAUCUCCAACAACACCCAAAUAUACUACUAUCAAUACAUCAGCAGGAACAACUAGUGAGACUGUCACGCCACCUUCAUCACUUAUGACGUCCACGAUUGAAGACAACUCAACCAAAGAAACAUCUGAACCCAUAUCGACAACAACAAACGACAAUACGACCUUAACUUUUAUUACGGGAACAAUAACAAUACCAAUAGCAACUGAUGAUACUACGGAAGGAACCGACACAACAAACGACAAUACGACCUUAACUUUUAUUACAGGAACAAUAACAAUACCAAUCGCAACUGAAGAUACUACGGAAGGAACACCAAAUGGAACUGCUAACCCUGAAAAUACAACGGAAACUGUUACCAGUACGACCAUGACCUGGAGCACCUUCGUUCCAACGACGAUCAUACCACCAACGGCGAUUAUACCACCAACGAAUUCUUGCUUUGGAAAUAAAGCUUCAAAGUAUUUACCUUGCAGCGAUAUCGUAGCCUUUAAGCUAUGUGACUAUGACGUCACUUUCAAUGUGGCCCCGAUAUCAUCGCGAAGUGUGCAAUUGCAAAUCGGUGGUGGUGCGACUGGUUUACACAUAAUCUACUUUCAGGUGACGGACAACAGUAUAAGUAAAGAAGUCGAGAUCGAGAAUAAUAGCGAAAUCGUUAUAGAUAAUUUAGCGCCGAAUGGCAGUUAUACCUUCUGCCUCAUACCGAAGAAUGAAACGAGUACCUCACCAUUUAAUUGCCGAUCAGCGCACUUGCCACAACUUGAAGCUUGGUUGGAUUAUAACGAUGUAGCGCUGUUUUGCACGAUUGCCAUACUCGUAACUGUUAUUUGCGUAGUUAUAGGGGGGACAGCAAUAUAUUUUCUACUCCGUUGGCGGCCAACUUUAUUGUAUGGCAAUAAACGUUUGCAUCGUAUUGCUUCGACAACGCACGAAGUUCUACUACUACCGAAACCGAAUCGCACAUCUGUAGAUUCGAAAACAUACGCGCUCAGUGAACUCUCCAAAAUGCAUUCAUCGGUCAGUGAUUCAUUGACACCAGAGAAUUAUUUAAAUAUUAAUUCAUACGAUUAUAUGCAGUACGUCAAAGAUAUUGAGUUGAAGAAACAACGAAGAGUGCCACAUAUUUCCACGAAUCAGCCUCCUGUACAUCGAGCCCCUCCUACACCGGAUCAGAAUAUUAAUUCAUACGAUUAUAUGCAGUAUGUCAGAGACAUCGAGAAAACAAGAAAAGUGGCACAUAUUUCCAUGAAUCAGCCUCCCAUACAUCGUGCCCCUGCAUUGCCACCAAAUGUUGGUGGCGCUGCAACGAAUAGCUACACCAGUGGUUAUAUACCAAUUCGUCAUCCCUCACAGCUCACGCCACAGCAGCAGAGUAUACGUAGGGGUGCACCGGCGAAGUUACCGCCAGAGCCAGUAGAUGUCGAGGAAAACGAAUAUGAAAGCUUGGAUUAUUAUCAGGAAAUUUAUUAAAUGAUUGUGUCAAGCUUAAAUUUUAGAAAUAUUUCAGUCUUUGGUUGUUAAUU